Alosa alosa (allis shad) is the source of this 1400-nucleotide messenger RNA. Its product is annotated as stonustoxin subunit beta-like. NCBI's taxonomy places the organism in Eukaryota, Metazoa, Chordata, Actinopteri, Clupeiformes, Clupeidae. Gene Ontology annotation, molecular function: protein binding. The record is from RefSeq and is a predicted model, not a curated record.
ACUUGCUGGCUGUAACCUAACAGAGAAGUCCUAUGAGAUUGUGGCCUCAGCUCUGCAGUCUGCAAACUCCCCCUUAAGAGAGCUGGACCUGAGUCAGAAUGACCUGCAGGAGUCAGGAGAAAAACUGACCUCUGCUCUACAGAGUCCAAACUGCAAACUGAAGACACUGAGACUUGCUGGUUGUAAACUGACAGAGGAAUCCUGUGAGGCUGUAGCCUCUGCUGUGCAGCACAUGGUCUCCCUGACAGAACUGGACCUGAGUGACAAUCACAUGAACAUCGCUGGAAUUCAUCUUUCGAGUGCACUGAAAGGUGGCAUCAGCUGUAAGCUGCAGACAUUGAGACAUGCUCGUGGAGAACUGAGAAAAUAUGCAUGUGAGCUCACACUGGACCCAAACACAGCAUGCAGAUUUCUCUCUCUCUCUGAGGGAAACAAAAAGGUGACACGUGUGAGUAAGGAGCAGCCGUAUCCUGACCACCCAGAGAGAUUUGACUCCCCUUGGCCUCAGGUGCUGUGUAGAGAGGGUCAGUCUGGACGCUGCUACUGGGAGGCUGAGUGGAGUGAUGGUGUGGUUAAUAUAGCAGUGGCCUAUAAAAGCGUGCAGAGGAAAGAGAAGAAAGACGAAUGGGGGUUUGGACUUAAUGAAAAGGAAGGCAGCGGGUUUGGACGUAAUGCCAAGUCCUGGAGACUGUUGUGCUCUAGUAACAGUUACUAUGCCCUGCACAAUGAUAAGGAGACUGCCAUACCUGCCCCCUCCUCCAGCAGAGUAGGAGUGUACCUGGACUGGCCAGCAGGCACUCUGUCCUUCUACAGCGUCUCCUCUAACACACUCACCCACCUGCACACGUUCCACUCCACAUUCACCAAGCCCCUCUAUCCUGGUUUUGGGGUUGGGUAUGACUCCUCAGUGGUCCUGCGCCAGAUCACAUGACCUUCUAAUCCUGGAGGAGAAGAGUGCCACACACUCCUGUUUUCACACUUUUGUGUGUGUGUGUGUGUGUGUGUGUUCUUCCUCCUGCUUGCUCUCUGUUGCAUUGUUCCCCCUGUGUUUGCAGCUCCCUCUGUUUCUCUUUCUUUUAUCUUUCCAUUAUUGUGUGUGUGUGUGUGUGUGAUAUUCUCUCUCUCUCUCUCUCUGUCUUUGUGUGUGUGAGUGUGUAUGUUAGUCUAUAUGUAUGAUUCUCUCUCUCUCUCUGUAUGUUUGUGUGUGUGUGUGUGUGUGUAUGAUUUUCUCUGUGUGUUCUCUUGCCUUCUCUUUGUUGCAUUUUCAUCUUUGCUAGGAUUCUCUUUCUGUGUGUGUGUGUGUGUGUGUGUGUGUGUUUUAGUGUGUGGAUGUGUGGGUUCCCGUGUGUGUGUGUGUGUGUUUAGAAUGUGUUUGUUUGUGUGUGUGUGUGUGUGUGUUU